Messenger RNA from Hemicordylus capensis (graceful crag lizard), 4181 nucleotides. It is a transcript of the gene OXTR, whose product is annotated as oxytocin receptor. Gene Ontology annotation, cellular component: membrane. Bases 751 to 1923 code for a protein of 390 amino acids. The record is from RefSeq and is a predicted model, not a curated record. Gene Ontology annotation, biological process: regulation of systemic arterial blood pressure by vasopressin; G protein-coupled receptor signaling pathway; positive regulation of vasoconstriction. Gene Ontology annotation, molecular function: oxytocin receptor activity; vasopressin receptor activity; peptide binding. Lineage: Eukaryota; Metazoa; Chordata; Lepidosauria; Squamata; Cordylidae. The transcript is spliced from 3 exons.
UUGUGGAGCGGCUAGAUGUGUCACAGGGGCCAAAAAACCAACAACACCCAAAAAACUUCAGCUGAAAUUCUUAGAUAAUUUCCUCUGGAGAAGGUUAGCAUUUAAAUGAUUUUACCUGGAAAAGGAACCCUUCAGCCAAGGAGUUCCUAAAAGAAAGAAAUGAGUUAAAGCAGCUGGAAUAAACACUGCAGCUCAAAGGACUCAGAGAGCCAAUGAGCAGUAGUUCAUUGUUGUUUUAAAGUAAACUGGAACAAACCAUUGAAAUGACUGAAACGCUCCUGAGAUUGAAUGAGUGCUUAGUGAGAGAGCUGUGAUCUGGGAGUCCUGCACUGGGAGGAUGACAGGGAUGUUAUGGUCCUGAUUUCUGCUAAAACUUCUUAUCUUGUUUUUCUGUGAUUGGAGGAGCAGGAGCAAAGAAAGAACACAUAAAGUUAUUUUGAAGAUAUUUUUGGGAUCUCAGACCCGUCUCGUGACACCUGCAGAGGGGCAGGAGAACUCAUAACUCAACAACCACUCAAUGUGCAAACUCAAGUGAAGGACCCAGAUCCAAAGUGAGCAAACAAGAUUUUUUUAAAAAAUACAGGACAGAAAAUACAUGGGAGGAAAGAAGCCAACAGACAAAAGAAAGGAGGACUGACAGGCCUAGUCCUACAAAAGGGAGGGGGCAUAUAGGGGAAUUCAGUGCACUGAAGGAGGCUCCCCUUGGAUCACCCCAGCUGUGGUCUGGCAGUGGAUGGAAAGGAGCCUGCCAUGGAUCCUCUGUGCUUCUAUAGGAGUGACCCAUGGAUUUAUAACUGCUCCCAGAGCAAUUCCACCAUGGAAAACCAGACUUCCAAGUCCAACAUGACCUCCUGGCCAUUGCAAAGGAAUGAGUAUGUAGCAAAAGUGGAGGUGGCAGUGUUGUGCCUCAUCUUGGUGCUUGCCCUGACUGGAAACUUGUGUGUCCUGCUGGCUAUCCACACUACCCGUCACAAGCAUUCCCGCAUGUACUUCUUCAUGAAACACCUGAGCAUCGCUGACUUGACUGUGGCCAUCUUCCAGAUCUUGCCUCAGCUCAUCUGGGACAUCACCUUCAGGUUCCAUGGGCCAGAUUAUCUCUGCAGGUUGGUCAAAUAUCUGCAGGUGGUGGGAAUGUUUGCUUCCACCUACAUGCUCUUGCUGAUGUCCCUGGACCGGUGCUUGGCCAUCUGUCAACCCUUGAGAUCUUUACACAGGAGGUCUGACCGGUUGUCUGUUCUCCUCACGUGGAUAGUGUGCCUUCUGUUUAGCACCCCCCAGCUACAGAUAUUUUCCUUGAGGAAAGUGAAACAUGGGGGUUUCGAUUGCUGGGCAGAUUUCAUUGAGCCUUGGGGAUCUAAAGCCUACAUCACCUGGAUAACCUUGUCUGUCUACAUCAUCCCCGUUCUUGUGUUGAGUGUCUGCUAUGGUUUGAUCAGCUUCAAAAUUUGGCAGAAUGUGAGGCUAAAAACAAUCCAUGACACCAGUACAAAUCUAACCUCCAGUAAUGUCCACAGGGGCACACUCUCCAGGGUCAGUAGUGUCAAGCUCAUUUCCAAAGCCAAAAUCCGAACAGUCAAAAUGACCUUCAUCAUAGUCUUAGCUUUCAUCUUGUGCUGGACUCCUUUCUUCAUUGUGCAGAUGUGGAGUGUAUGGGAUGAGAAUCCUCCAAAAGAAGCAUUGCCAUUCGUCAUCACCGCGCUCCUAGCAAGCCUAAACAGCUGCUGUAAUCCCUGGAUCUACAUGCUUUUCACAGGUAAUCUUUUCCAUGACCUCUUACGCCGGUUCCUCUGUUGCUCAUCACGGUAUCUAAAGUCUCGGCAAGGAUGUGAUCUGAGUAUCAGCAAGAAAAGCAACUCCUCCACAUUUGUCCUGAGUCUCAAAAGCUCCAGCCAGAGGAGCUUCACACAGCCAUCCACAGCAUGAGGAGGAAGAACCCAGCUCUCCACGGACUGUGCUGCGACAAGUUGGCUGGAUUGGUUUCAGGAUUGGUUUCAAAGCUAUAUUGGGAUGUGGGUUGGGGUUGGAUGUAAAUACAUAUAUAAUAUAUUAUAUAUAAAAUAUGUUAAAAUGUGUGUGUGUAAAUGUGCAGGGGUAUUUGUUAUUUAAUUGAGGGGCAGGUAUAACAGAAAGAUAGCUGUCUUCUAAGAAAUGGAUCAUAGUCAAGGCUCUGUUCUGUAAGGUUUAAACGCAUACUAGACUCCAUAGUCUGUAGCAUCUGCCUACAUGGACAGACCAGAGACAUAAUGGAGCACUGAUCAGAUGGAACUGGUGGAGUUUUCCUAAGCCACAUAUGCAGCAGAAUAAUAUGGUAUAGCUUGCCCUGGACUGAGGUAUUGAGAAUGCCUCACCACAUAAAACUGUGGUGCCCUGCCACAAAAGAAGCUCACUGCACAGAGAAAACCAGUAUGUCAUAUAUAGACUGGCCUAACAUGCUGGUGUUUGUUGUUUUUUGAAAUGAGGAGUGCAUUUCACAAAGGAGUGCUCAAAAAUGGCUCUUAGACCAAAAUCAAUAUUUACAAACAUUCAAGUUUCAGCAUAUUUUCAGUGGCACCAUUUCCAUUUUGCUCUGAGAAAUGUUGAAGAGACAUUUCAAUUGUGAAGUACUGGCUGAUUGUAAAUAUUAUUGCAUGCUAACCAUCAAGAAUUGUCAAAUAUUUUAUAUUUUGGUUUGUAAAUAAUUUUCUGAGAAACACAAAAGCUUAUCACAGUUCUUGAGAACAGCUGAAGUCCACUUUCUCUGCAUUGUACACUACAGGGGGGCGGUGAUGCUCGGUGUGUUUUAGGGCACUCUCAGAUGGUUAUGGUUGGUAGUGAGGCCCAACACUGCCUUGUGUGAACUGAAUAUACCCACUAGAACAUAACCCAGAAUUCUCUGCAAUUCACAAGGCUGUGCCAGUCAUACAUAAGUUUCUUGGCAGACGGAGCUACUAUUCACAUAAUGGUCAUGUCAGCUAUCAGUACUGCUCAGUUCUUAAUACUGUUGCAUGUCAACUAUUAAACACUGCAAAACAGGAUUGUGUAGAGCCCUGCUGAGAAAUGUCACUUGACUCAGAAAAGCUCACUUGACUUCCUUUUGAACAUUCACAGGUGUGACUCUUUGAAAGUUCAGUAACCCUGCAAAAUAAUAACUGUCAGAUAUUAAAUACUGAAAUCAAAUUUCAAUGGAUGUCAAAUACAGACAUUCAUCCUUAAGGGAAUUCAGAGAAGUGUUGAGUGUCUAUCAAAGCCUGCAAAGAAGAGGUUUGAGAAUUCUUUGAGAAGCAAACUCAUUUCAGCUCGACACAUUUGAUGUGUUACAGUCCUCAAGAAGCUGUAUCACAAUUCCACUGCAUAUAUAGGUUGGCUCCGUCACAUCCAGGCAAGAUCUCUUUAGUGGCUGGGAAUAAGUCUGAGGAUGUUUUCAUUGUUUAUUUUUAUCUGCAUUUCAUCAGGUUUUCAUUUUUGUAUUUUUAAAUUAUCCAAAAGGAUAGUAUAGAAUAGACAUUUAAUAAAUAAUGCUAGUAGUAGUGAGAUAAUCUUUUCUGAUGAUGAUGUUCCUUGUCUGAAAGGAAAAUCCCAGCAAGGGUUCAAAAUAAGCACUGCCAGAUUGUGCUCCAAAGUUACUGCAGUUUAGAGUGAUUGAAUCUGUAGGAUUUGAUUCCAAACAUAAAUAUUUUAACCUUUAACCUUUGCUUUAGUGACUGAGUGUGUUAUGAAUAUUGCAUAAGUAGUGAGCCUUGAAGUGCUCACUCGAGGAAAUGCACUGGAGAAGCUGGGUGACAGAUCCAUUGUCCUUUUACAAGGCUACACCAUUGUAACACCACCACAAUGAUUAUUCAGGAGAAUUUACUGUGACUUACAGGAGUAAUUCCAUUGACUACUACUAAUAUUAAUAGCUAGUCUGCAGGCCUUUCCUAACAUAUCCUUGCAAUUUUUGGUAACAUCUGUAGAAUCUUAUGAAACAUGGAAGUUGGCCCAGUGAUUUAAGAAGAGGACCUUAUACCACUCAAGUGCUUAGGAGUCUGCAAGUGUAAACAAAUUGAUAUUAAUUUUUAAAAGUUGUAUUUAAGAUGGACUCUUAUUGUUGAUAACUUUGAUAAAUAUUAUGUGAAUAUUACUUCCUUGCUGUGUAAUUCACCAAGUCAUAUAUGUACCUAAAAAAGGAGAUUUCGAUGUAAAUAAACGUUUAUGUUCUUCUUUAA